Molecule: messenger RNA, 966 nt
Organism: Suillus plorans
Lineage: Eukaryota; Fungi; Basidiomycota; Agaricomycetes; Boletales; Suillaceae
Exons: 4
Coding region: 1-966 (321 amino acids)
Biological process (GO): coenzyme A biosynthetic process
Molecular function (GO): dephospho-CoA kinase activity
Source: RefSeq, a predicted model, not a curated record
AUGAGCAGUAUUAAACGCACUGUCCUAUUUGCCCAUCUACAUGACAUCACCGCUCCUCAUCAUCUGGGCUCAGCAAUCGCCUCUGUCACCGCGGCUACCACAGAGGCCUUGGUCAUCGUCUUGGUUUCUCAGCUAUUCCGUACAGCAGAAUCGCCAUCCAACCGUGUAAAACAGUGGGAUAAUGUCCAAAGGCUUUUGACAUACGUCUAUGUCAAAGCAACCAAGGCAGCCCAAGACUUGGGAAAGGUUUUACUAGACAUUAGCAUCAUGCUUAAGGACCCUUCAGAAAGUUUCCCAAGUAACUUGGGGAAUAGUAUGGAUAUGUGCUUUCGAAUCCAGGGCGACCCCCCUAUACUCCAUCUCCCUGACUCUAUUGAGACCCUUCCCCAAGUGUCUGUCGUUCCAGAUAAAGUCAUUGAAGCUCACCGGCAGCAUUCCGUACGUGUCACUCCUAGCUGUGAUACCUCCCCGUCAUCAUACCCCGUCGUCGCGCUUGGUGGCACUUUCGAUCACUUGCAUGCAGGACACAAAAUCCUGCUCAGCAUGGGAGCCUGGAUAGCCAGUAGUAAGGUCAUUGUCGGAAUCACAGACGAUGAGCUGUUGAAGAAUAAAUCGAAUAAGCAUGUCUUGGAGUCAAUGGCCGUACGCAUUGAAAAAACACGCUCUUUCCUGCAACUUUUCCGUCCUGACCUUGAGUAUGAACUUGUUGCCAUACGGGAUGUGUAUGGACCUACCGGUUGGGAUCCUAAUAUCCAGGCGCUGGUGGUCAGCGUGGAGACUCUACAGGGCGCGGAGUCAAUCGACAAAAAACGUUCCGCCGAAUCAUUGCCUCCCCUUCGUACAUUCGUCAUCGAUGUUAUUUCUUCAGAAAGCGAAAAGCUGGACCAUGAGGACAUGGAGAUGUUGAAGCAGACAAAGUUGAGCAGUACAUUUAUUAGGGACUGGAUCGUGAAGAACACUGUAUAA